Molecule: messenger RNA, 1708 nt
Organism: Coregonus clupeaformis (lake whitefish)
Lineage: Eukaryota; Metazoa; Chordata; Actinopteri; Salmoniformes; Salmonidae
Product: PRA1 family protein 2
Exons: 3
Coding region: 59-625 (188 amino acids)
Cellular component (GO): membrane
Source: RefSeq, a predicted model, not a curated record
UUAUUUUAAACAAGUCCGUAACCGAACACGCCCCCUACCCCGCUUGGAAUUAUGGGAGAUGUGGUCUGUUAUUAGAUUGAACAUGGAAAAAAUGGACGUGCAGCCGCCACCUAUCCGAACCUUGGAUGAUUUUGUUUUGGGCUCGGCUCGGUUCGCUGUGCCAGAUAUUCGUAAUCUGGAGAGAUGGAACAAUCGGAUCAUAAACAACUUGCUGUAUUACCAGUCCAACUAUUUCGUUUCGUUUUUGACAAUCCUGGGAAUAGUAGGGUAUUUCAAGCCCUUCAACCUCUUCCUGGGAGCCACAGUUGUGACAUUGAUAUUCAUGGGGUUUGUGUGGGCAGCAGAGAACCAGGCCCCCAUCAGACGGUUCCGCCGGAACCACCCAUCCCUGGCCCUGGGUGCCAUCCUGGGGGCCAGCUACCUCUUCCUCACAGUGCUUGGGGGAGUGGCCGUCUUCCUGUUCGGCAUAGCCUUCCCCAUCUUAUUGGUAUUGAUCCACGCCUCUGUUAGACUGCGGAGCCUCAAGAACAAGUUGGAGAACAAGCUGGAGAGCAUUGGUCUGAAGAGAACACCUAUGGGGCUCCUACUGGAGUCACUAGGACAGGAACAGGAAGCUGGAUCUUAGAGGGGGAGGAGAGGAGGAAAAAAGGAGACAUGUGCCCUGUUCUAUUUCAGUUUCUUGCCUCUUGCUCCUUUGGUAUGCCCAGAUCUGAAAGGAAUGGAUAAAUGUUAGCAAUAUGGUGAUGACGAUAAGUUAAGCUAAGUUCCUUCACAUAUCCUGUCCUGCCCAGAUAUGUAAUCACAGGGGUAGGGGCUAGAGACCUAAAUGGAAUAAGGCCUCUCAGACUGAGAGUGCAAGAAAAGUAGAGGAAGAGAGGAGGGAAGUAAAGCAAUGGUGAUUGUUAUGAUAUCGCAGUGUCACGAAAAUGGUGUAACAGAUUGCAAAUCCUGUGGAAUCAAUUAGGCCUAUGUAAUGCACACACUAACAAAUGACCCUAAAGUCAUUUUGCACACCAUGACAAGCUCCUAAUAUAGAGUUUACAUUGUAUCCUCAGAAAUUAAAAAAUACAUUAUGUUAGCUGAAAAACUGCACUGAGAAGUAAAUGUGGCCUCCUAACAGACAUUGGAUGUGGUGAGUGCUACCAUAAGAUUGUUUUUUAAAUGUAAUUUAACGGCAGUGUUAUGGUUACAACAUUUAUUUUACAUACAUUUUUACAUUUGACAUUUUAGUCAUUUAGCAGACGCUCUUAUCCAGAGCGACUUACAGUUAGUGAGUGCAUACAUAGAAACCUAAAUGUGUUUGAUGAGCCACUACUCUGUAACUCCUGACCACACUGCUUUUUGUGUUAUUGUCCAUCCUCUAUUGUUGUUGGGUUUGGCAAUUUAAUGCAGUUGAAAGUUUAAAUGUGUUUUUGGGAUAGAAGGGCAACUGUGGAACAACUGUACACUUUGCAUAGAAAUAUAAUGAAAUUUAUUCCAAUGAUGCCAUUAUUCCAAUAAUGUUUACCAGGAUUAUUUAUGCCUCUCUGUCCAAGAAUUAUUUGGUGCCAAUAACAUUAAUGUCAGUCUGCCUUCAUUGUGUAAAAUUGUAUUCAAUUGAGAAUAUUGUGUAUUUCUUUGAUCAUCGCCUUCUAUGGAUUUUUUUUCUCCAAUGCUGUCAAAAUAUAUUUACACUUCAUUUACUAAAUAAUAUGCCUUACAUCUGCAA